Lepus europaeus (European hare) is the source of this 1536-nucleotide messenger RNA. RefSeq names its product NFKB inhibitor alpha (gene NFKBIA). Bases 98 to 1042 code for a protein of 314 amino acids. The transcript is spliced from 6 exons. Gene Ontology annotation, molecular function: protein binding. The record is from RefSeq and is a predicted model, not a curated record. Lineage: Eukaryota; Metazoa; Chordata; Mammalia; Lagomorpha; Leporidae.
AGCCCACAACAGUCGCAGCGCGCCGCCCGCCCGGAGCCGGCGACAGGACGAGGACGCCAGCGCGCAGCCCGCGGCCGAGCACCUGGGGAGCAGCGCCAUGUUUCAGGCGGCCGAGCACGCUCAGGACUGGGCCAUGGAGGGGCCCCGGGACGCGCUGAAGAAAGAGCGCCUGCUGGACGACCGCCACGACAGCGGCCUGGACUCCAUGAAGGACGAGGAGUACGAGCAGAUGGUGAAGGAGCUGCGCGAGAUCCGCCUGGAGCCGCAGGAGGCGCCGCGCGCCGCCGAGCCCUGGAGGCAGCAGCUCACCGAGGACGGAGACUCGUUCCUCCACUUGGCCAUCAUCCAUGAAGAGAAGGCUUUGACCAUGGAAGUGAUUCGCCAGGUGAAGGGAGACCUGGCCUUCCUCAACUUCCAGAACAACCUGCAGCAGACGCCGCUCCACUUGGCUGUCAUCACUAGCCAGCCAGAAAUUGCUGAGGCGCUGCUGGAAGCUGGCUGCGAUCCUGAGCUGCGGGACUUUCGAGGAAACACUCCGCUGCACCUUGCCUGCGAGCAGGGCUGCCUGGCCAGCGUGGGCGUCCUCAAGCAGACCUGCACGGCCCAGCACCUGCACUCCAUUCUGCAGGCCACCAACUACAACGGCCACACGUGUCUGCACCUGGCCUCCAUCCAUGGCUACCUGGGCAUCGUGGAGCUGUUGGUGUCCUGGGGUGCUGAUGUCAAUGCCCAGGAACCCUGCAAUGGGCGCACGGCCCUCCACCUCGCCGUGGACCUGCAGAAUCCGGACCUGGUGUCGCUCUUGUUGAAGUGCGGGGCCGACGUCAACCGGGUCACCUACCAGGGCUACUCCCCGUACCAGCUCACAUGGGGCCGUCCCAGCACCCGGAUCCAGCAGCAGCUGGGCCAGCUGACCUUGGAGAACCUCCAGAGGUUGCCCGAGAGUGAGGACGAGGAGAGCUGUGACACGGAGUCGGACGGCACGGAGGACGAGCUGCCCUAUGAUGACUGCGUGUUUGGAGGCCAGCGCCUGACCUUAUGAGCCUGGAUGCCUGGAAAACACGUGGACUUGUAUAUUUGUACAAAAAGAGAGUUUUAUUUUUCUAAAAAAAAAAAGAAAAAGAAAAAAAGGGAAAAAAAAUGCCAAGGGUGUCUUCCCGGCCCGAAGCGCUCUACUGUGGUGGAUUGGCCCGUGUUUGGCUGUUUUUGUGAACUUUGCCUCGGGGAGAAGAAAGAUGAGGGUUCAGAGGAAAAACACCUCUUAAACUUCGUUCUGGUGGGAGCUUUGGGGACGAUUAUCCAAAAUCUCGUGAAAGGACCACGUUUUAUUUAUUUUGCUUCUGGUAGAUCACCUGGACCUGGUGGCCAAUCCUGGGGGGAUCCUGUGACCCCGAACAACCCCGUGUGUGGUCAGACCUUUCGGUGCUGUGGGGUCCAGGGUCACCCUCCUAUACAUAGUGUACAUAGUGUAUUUUGUCAGUAAUUAUUUUGGUACUUCUGAGAUGUAUAUUUAUUAAAGAGAUUUUUACAGAGUUA